AUGGCAGAUAGUCUCAACAGUCUAGUACAGCACUUUGGAACCCAAGCUUCUUCGUCUCAGCCACCACGGAAUACAGCAUAUGAAGAUACCCCGCCGAUUACCGCAGGGCAGAGCGACGCAGAUAGCCAUUAUAUUCCCCGCCCCAAGCGCAUCGCAUGCGUACUGUGCCGAAGGAGGAAGUUAAGAUGCGACGGAAAGAGACCCAGUUGCGGGACAUGCUCUCGGUUGGGCCAUGAAUGCAUAUUCGAUGAAGUGCGCAAGAAAAGCGGUCCAAAACGGGGUUAUGUGAAGCAGUUAGAAGCACGACUGGCCCAGGUCGAAACUUUACUUAAGAGUCAGGAAACAAGAAUAUGGUCAACCCAAGGGAACGGUCUCAUCGUCCCAGCGACAAACGAUUCACCUGACGCGCCCGGCGCGUUUCCCCAGGAUGAUGUUUCUAUGUCGUCCCCCGAAGGAGCGACCGAUCCUGCUCUUUCCGUGCAAGUGUUCCAGCAGACAAGAGCAAGCAGUAGGGCCGAAAAUGAAGGGGAGUUGAUAAGCCUGGGGCUGGAGGAGCCUCUCCCAACGCGUGAGGUUAUUGAUGAGCUGACCACGAUAUACUUCGAAAAAGUCUAUCCGGGAAUGCCCAUGAUACACCGUGCAAGGUAUCUGGCUGCUACAAUUCUCGCACCCGGCUCACGGCCUCCUAUUUGUCUGCAGUAUAUGAUGUGGUGUCAUGCAGCGUCUGUUACCGACAAAUAUUCCAGUCUGCAUAAUAUCUUCUACCUGCGGGCUCGUAAGUAUGCCGAGUUAGACGAAUUGAAAGGGUUCGGGGAGUGUGUGGUGACUUUGGCGCAUUGUCAAACCUGGCUGCUUAUCACCACGUACGAGUUCAAAAUGAUGCUCUUUCCCCGAGCGUGGCUAAGUGCGGGCCAGGCUGCCAGACUGGCAUUGAUGAUGGGCUUGAAUCGCUUAGAUGGACAGGGUCUCGAUGUUAAAAAAACCCUAUUACCUCCCAAGGACUGGACCGAGAAGGAAGAGCGAAGGAGGGUAUUUUGGUUGACGUUCUGCGUUGACCGGUACGCAAGCGUUGGCACUGGAUGGCCUGUCACGAUCGACGAAAGAGAUAUAUCCACGAACCUUCCCGCCUCUGAGGAGUCUUUCCUUCAAAACAAGCCGCAACAAUCUAUAAGUCUUUCAGAAGCCCAGAAUGGUGGGGACAUUUCUUUGUUGUCUCCAUUUGGAGGCGUGGUCGUUCUAGCGUGCAUGUUCGGCAGAAAUAUAACGCAUCUCCAUCGACCUGACCCCGGGGAUAAAGACCAUGACCUCACUGGAGGAUAUUGGCAGCGACACCGGGCCCUUGAUAACAUCUUGCUUCAUUUUGCCCUUGCCAUGCCGAGCCAUCUCCGACUGACAGUCGCGACAACCGACCCAAACGUGAUAUUCUGCAACAUGGCCAUUCACACAGCAACCAUCUGCCUGCACCAGGCUGCUAUCUUCAAAGCUGAGAAGAACAAAAUGCCGGAGCAGAUUGCAACGGAGUGCAAGCGAAGAUGUAUACUAGCUGCCGAUCAAAUCUCCAACAUAAUGAAGAUGAUAAGCCAUCUGGACCUGAGCAUCAUGAACCCUUUCAUGGCUUUCUGCAUCUACGUGGCUGCACGUGUCUUCAUCCAGUAUCUCAAGUUUCGCCCCGACGACUCGGCAGCUCGUUCCUCGCUCCAAUUCGCCUUGUCUUCCCUGCAAGCCCUGAAAGAAAGAAACCCAUUAGCUGAAUCGUUCAUCGCUCAACUUGAUCUUGACAUUGGAGGGACAGCCUUUGGCGAUAUUCGGGAUGGCAAGGCGUGUUUCACAUCUCGUAUACCUAGCGUGAGAACAUCCUUCCCCCUUCAAGAGAAGCUACUAACCGAUGACUCUUUAGGCUCGUGCAAGUGGUGA
Molecule: messenger RNA, 1914 nt
Organism: Aspergillus sclerotioniger CBS 115572
Lineage: Eukaryota; Fungi; Ascomycota; Eurotiomycetes; Eurotiales; Aspergillaceae
Product: putative C6 transcription factor Prf
Exons: 5
Coding region: 1-1914 (637 amino acids)
Biological process (GO): regulation of DNA-templated transcription; DNA-templated transcription
Cellular component (GO): nucleus
Molecular function (GO): zinc ion binding; DNA-binding transcription factor activity, RNA polymerase II-specific; DNA binding
Source: RefSeq, a predicted model, not a curated record